GGGAGAGCUGACUCUCCUCACUCUCGUUCGUACCAGGGCAUAUGGGAGCUGGUAUCACUGCCAGGAUACGAACCUGGGUUAGUGCGGAAAAAAUUAUCUGAUAGAAUAAUUAUUAGAUUACAAAAAAUUGAUGAUAUGUUAUAUUUACGUAAUUGAACGAGUUGUGAUGGGAGUCUGAAAACUAAGUAGUCGGUUGUGUUUAUUUUUUCAGAUUAAUCUAUCAUGCACUGGAAAUAUUUUCUGUAAUUUUAAAAGCUGUGUCAGACUGACAUUGAUUUUUUUCAUCUGUUUAUUAUUCGUAAAUUUUCAUUUCUAACUAUUUCCAUUUCAGAUAAAACAAUUCAAUGUACAAUUUUUCCGAAAUUUCUCCAUUCCUACUCAAAAUUCGAUCAUGUGUUCUUUUACCUCAUUGUAAUGGGCGUUAUUUCCCUCCAGGAACACUUUAUCGUCCACAUGCUGAACGUUUUGAUGAGAACUGUGAACGUAAACCAUUACCCCAUCCAGAAACUCCACGAUUUCAAGAACUUCCUGUCACAGAUCCUAGAAAUAAGCCGAAAAUUGCCGGUAAACGACCAAUUCAUGUAAUUUGUGAACCUAACCAAGUUUAUUGGUGGUGUUCUUGUGGUCAUAGUAAACGUCAACCAUUCUGUGAUGGACAUCAUAUUCGGAUAUUAGGCUCAAAUCCAGGCUUUAAAAUCCAUAAGCGAGAAUUCAAACCUAUUCGUUUAGUUUAUGAACAACCGUCUGAAGUAUGGUUUUGUACGUGUAAACAGACAUCAGAACCGCCUUAUUGUGAUGGAAGCCAUAAUUGUGAAGAAGUACAGUCUAAAAUUAAAUACUAA
Molecule: messenger RNA, 842 nt
Organism: Schistosoma rodhaini
Lineage: Eukaryota; Metazoa; Platyhelminthes; Trematoda; Strigeidida; Schistosomatidae
Source: the annotation of a GenBank genome assembly